CUUUUUGGAUGUGGCUUCUACGCUUAUUCUCUGAAAGCGUUCCCAGCACACGUCCCUCUUUCCCGACUUCUCUCAAUUUCUCUUCUAUUCCCAAAACCUCAACGUCGAUCAGUUUUGCAUCAGUACAUAAUCUCUGAACAUAGUCGGUCUGUUGAGAGGAGACGAGGGAGAUGGCGGACAGGUUGACGCGUAUAGCUAUAGUGAGUUCGGACAGGUGCAAGCCAAAAAAGUGCCGUCAGGAGUGCAAGAAGAGCUGCCCAGUCGUCAAAACUGGGAAACUGUGUAUCGAGGUUACUCCUGCGUCUAAGAUUGCUUUUAUCUCAGAGGAGUUGUGCAUUGGAUGUGGUAUCUGUGUUAAGAAAUGUCCAUUUGAAGCAAUCCAGAUCAUCAACUUGCCGAAAGAUUUGGAUAAAGAUACAACUCAUAGAUAUGGCCCCAACACGUUUAAAUUGCACAGGUUGCCAGUCCCAAGGCCUGGGCAAGUUCUCGGGUUGGUUGGAACAAAUGGCAUUGGGAAGUCUACUGCUCUUAAAGUUUUGGCUGGAAAACUGAAACCAAAUUUGGGUCGUUUCAAUAACCCCCCAGAUUGGCAAGAAAUAUUGACAUAUUUCCGAGGUUCAGAGCUGCAGAAUUAUUUUACUCGUAUCCUGGAAGACAAUUUGAAGGCUAUUAUCAAGCCCCAGUAUGUUGAUCACAUUCCAAAAGCAGUUCAAGGCAAUGUGGGGCAGGUGCUUGACCAAAAAGAUGAGAGAGAUAUGAAGGCAGAACUUUGUGCUGAUCUUCAGUUGAACCAAGUGAUAGAUCGCAAUGUGGGGGAUUUGUCUGGUGGAGAACUCCAGAGGUUUGCCAUUGCUGUUGUGGCGAUACAGAAUGCAGAGAUAUAUAUGUUUGAUGAACCCUCUAGUUAUCUUGAUGUGAAACAAAGGCUAAAAGCUGCCCAAGUUGUCCGAUCUUUGCUGAGGCCUAAUAGCUAUGUAAUUGUUGUGGAGCAUGACCUUAGUGUCUUGGAUUACCUAUCAGAUUUCAUUUGCUGCCUGUAUGGGAAACCAGGUGCAUAUGGGGUUGUCACUCUUCCCUUCUCUGUUAGGGAAGGAAUCAACAUAUUCUUGGCUGGAUUUGUACCUACCGAAAAUUUGAGGUUCCGGGAUGAGUCUCUCACCUUCAAGGUUGCUGAGACACCUCAAGAGAGUGCCGAGGAGAUUGAGACAUAUGCACGAUAUAAAUAUCCAACCAUGGCUAAAACUCAGGGUAAUUUUAAGCUUCGCGUAAUUGAGGGUGAAUUUACUGAUUCUCAGAUUAUCGUAAUGCUGGGUGAGAAUGGAACAGGGAAGACAACGUUUAUUCGUAUGCUGGCUGGUUUAUUGAAGCCUGAUACUGUUGAAGGUACUGAUGUGGAGAUUCCUGAGUUUAAUGUAUCUUACAAGCCCCAGAAGAUUAGUCCAAAAUUCCAGUCGACUGUCCGACACUUGCUACAUCAAAAGAUUCGUGAUUCAUAUACUCAUCCUCAGUUUAUGUCAGAUGUUAUGAAGCCGCUGUUAAUUGAACAACUAAUGGAUCAGGAAGUCGUGAAUCUCUCUGGCGGAGAGUUGCAAAGAGUUGCGUUAUGUCUCUGCCUUGGAAAGCCUGCAGACAUUUAUUUGAUAGACGAACCAAGUGCAUAUCUUGAUUCUGAGCAGCGCAUUGUUGCUUCCAAAGUCAUAAAGAGGUUUAUUCUUCAUGCAAAGAAGACUGCAUUUGUGGUGGAGCAUGACUUUAUAAUGGCGACUUACCUGGCAGACAGAGUUAUUGUAUACGAGGGAAAGCCGUCUUUGGAUUGUAUUGCAAACUCUCCACAAUCAUUGUUGACUGGGAUGAAUCUAUUCCUAUCACAUCUGGAUAUCACAUUUAGACGGGAUCCAACAAAUUUCCGGCCACGAAUCAACAAGCUGGAAUCAACAAAGGACCGGGAGCAGAAAUCUGCUGGAUCUUAUUAUUACCUGGAUGAUUGAAAGUAGUGCUGACAGCAGAUGGUUUAUGCGUAACUUUUUAAGGCAUUGGCAUGAGCAAAACAAAGAGAGCUGGGGCGUGGGAUUUUUGCAGAAUUAUUCAUAAAUUGACUAAAGAUGGAUGUCAUGACUUGGUGAAAGGGUCAAUGUUCAUCCCUUUGCGUAGAGUUUCAGGGCCUCUAUGGCGCUGUCGCGUGAUUGUCUUUUGACGUGCUAUAUGUUCUCCAGUUUUGGUUAGACUCGCGCUGCUAGGCGAGUGUAUUUCAUAUGAUUUGCUGCAGCCACCUUUGUGUUUGAUCAUACAUCUUAAAAUAUGCUGAUGACAUGAAAAUAAUGUCGAACAAAAUGCGUUGGAUUUUUCAUAAUCAUUGGAAAAUUUUGAAGCAUUAUUCUGCUGACUUUCCAAGUA
This is a messenger RNA of Tripterygium wilfordii, 2394 nucleotides long. RefSeq names its product ABC transporter E family member 2. NCBI's taxonomy places the organism in Eukaryota, Viridiplantae, Streptophyta, Magnoliopsida, Celastrales, Celastraceae. The record is from RefSeq and is a predicted model, not a curated record. The transcript has 13 exons. Gene Ontology annotation, molecular function: ATP hydrolysis activity; ribosomal small subunit binding; iron ion binding. The coding region runs from base 171 to 1988 and encodes 605 amino acids. Gene Ontology annotation, biological process: ribosomal subunit export from nucleus; translational initiation; translational termination.